UGAGUAGUAACUGAUGAGCACGUGAAGGACAGCGCCAGCGAGAAACAAACCAACCCUGAAACCUAAAUCCAAAUCCCACCCUCUCCAACGUCACUCUCACCCCCUCUUUCUUUUCUGUCUCUUCUCUUGUCACACAACAACAUUCAUAGAGUAUUCUCCUCGAUCUUCUUCUUCUUUGCGUGAGAGUAAAAUAAAAAAUAAAUAAAAAAUGUGUUCCGCAGAGAAGGACGGGAUCAUGCUCUUCGGCGUGCGCCUCACCGUAUCGGAUAAUAACCCUACAACCUUAAGGAAGAGCGCCAGCAUGAACAAUCUCUCCCAAUACGACUCUCAACCACCGCACGAUCCCAACGCAGGGUACGCCUCAGACGAUGUCGUUCAUCCCUCCCGUCACACCCGAGAACGCAAACGAGGUGUUCCGUGGACGGAGGAAGAACACAGGUUGUUCCUGUUGGGAUUACAGAACGUUGGAAAAGGAAAUUGGAGAGGAAUUUCUAGAAACUUCGUGAUGACUCGAACCCCGACACAGGUUGCUAGUCAUGCUCAGAAGUACUUCCUCCGCUGCCACAGGCAGAACCGCCGCCGCCGGAGAUCUAGUCUCUUCGACAUCACCACCAACUCGGUGAUGGAACCGUGGCCGGAGAAGGAAGAGGAACAAGCGGCGGCGCCAUCUACUAGGUUGAAACCGGUUCUGCCGGUGCCUCAGUCGUCGAAGAUGGCAGAGUUGGACUUGAAUGGGAAGUCGCUGUCGCUGAAGCUUUCGGUAUCCAAGCCACCUAUUUCUAAUGAGAAUUUUGGCGGUGGUGGGGAUAGCAUUAGCAGUGUUGCUUGAACGGAGUGGUUAAUUAAAUGUGGUAUUGAUUGAAUUUUUGCAUGUAAAGUUGGAAAUAUACUAGUAUUAUUGAAGGGUUGGAAUUUAGAAGAGGGAUAUAGAUUGAUUAAUUAUUGAAAUGUAUGUGUAUAUGAUUAUGAUUCCUGGCACAAAAAUGAAUAGGUUGUAGGUAAUUAGGCAAUUAGUUUUAAUUGCUUGUGUUUGGUGUAUGAUGUGUGCGGCCGGUAAGAGAGGGAGGAUGAAUUGUCAUAUUCGUUGGGUGUUGGGGGAUUGUUGUUUAAUUUGUCUGUCUCUGAAGUGGGACUGUGAAACAAUGGGGCAUAGGGUGCUCGGUCUAUGCCAUUGGUCUACCUAUUGUCAUUGGGUGAUAUUAA
Messenger RNA from Glycine soja, 1203 nucleotides. RefSeq names its product transcription factor MYB1R1-like. Gene Ontology annotation, biological process: response to auxin; response to gibberellin; response to ethylene. The coding region runs from base 209 to 829 and encodes 206 amino acids. The transcript is spliced from 3 exons. NCBI's taxonomy places the organism in Eukaryota, Viridiplantae, Streptophyta, Magnoliopsida, Fabales, Fabaceae. The record is from RefSeq and is a predicted model, not a curated record. Gene Ontology annotation, molecular function: DNA binding.